GGUACCGAAAAGACACGCCAUUUAGAAACAUUGAAGCUUUCUAUCUAUUCGUCGUUCAAAAUGAUUGCGUCUGGAACUAUUCUGACCAAAGGUUUUCUUAUUCUUCUUUUCAGUCAGCUGAUUUUCACAACUGCAGCUGACUUCUCAGAUCAGGACAGCGACAGUGAUUGGGGUGACCAAACCAUUCAGGGUAGCGAUUCCUGUGGCACCUCCACACUUGAUGAUGGUUGCAGCAUGAGUGAUGAUUGCAGCACAAUCACGUGCAAAACAAAUUUCGUCGAAAAGCCGAUCACACUGAAGUUAAAGGUCAACAAGUGCGAUGACCCAAUCAGUGUAACAGCCUCAAUGGAUGUACCUGAUCUAUAUAUCUCCUGGUCUCAUACUUACACCAGUGACGACAUCAUAAAAGUCCCAGGAUUCACUGCGUCGGUACCAGUUCUCCCAAUUUCCGCUGGUGUGUACGUUCAAGUCUCUCUCACUCCAAACGGCGAUGAAUUGAAACUUACGGUGAAGCUCCUCGCUGGGGGCCAGGUUGGGGAUGAAGGAGUUUAUCCUGUGAAACUACCUGUGAUAGACGGUAACCUGCCCAUUAACACCAACGCCUGCGGUAUUCUCGCCUUGUGGUACAAUAUGAACGAUAUGGAAAGAGGAGCUGUGGUCGGAGGCUCCAUUCUUGUACUCAUCAUCCUCAUCUCUACCUGUUGCUGCUGCUGCGGCUGCUGCGGCUGUUGCAAACCUGCUCGGCCCAAUCAUGGAACCGUGUUUAUCCAGCCUCCUGUUAGUGUGGGGCCUCCUGUCAUGGCAACCAGCACCAAGACUACUGUCCCCAUGCAACCGUUUGUUAACGAGGCUUAAGUCUUUGCCGUCUUCACUGUGCAUGCUUUGAAAACGUGACCACCUUUUCAGAUAAAAACUAAAAUUGUGUGUGAAUUUUUGCCUAGCAGUUAAAAAGGAUCAUACAGAAGGGGUGGGGGGUGGGGAGAGGAAA
Pocillopora verrucosa is the source of this 988-nucleotide messenger RNA. The record is from RefSeq and is a predicted model, not a curated record. NCBI's taxonomy places the organism in Eukaryota, Metazoa, Cnidaria, Anthozoa, Scleractinia, Pocilloporidae.